UGCGGGUUUCCUGGUAACCGUGCCCAUGCCGACCGCCGCCGGGGAGCAGGCAGCCGGGCCGCCCUCCCCUCCCCCCAGGAUGAAUGGCUUCUCGCUCGGCGAGCUGUGCUGGCUCUUCUGCUGCCCGCCUUGCCCGAGCCGGAUCGCGGCCAAGCUGGCCUUCCUGCCGCCCGCGCCCACCUACACGGUGCUGACGGACGAGUCGAGCAGCCUGUGCAGCCUGCACCUGUCGGAGCGGGCCGACUGGCAGUUCUCGGAGCGGGAGCUCGAGCUGCUGGAGGUUUUCUUCGUCCGCAGCGGCCGCGGCAGCCGCCUGGCCUGUAUGUUCGCCCGCUGUGUGCCCGAGUGCCGCUACACCCUGCUCUUCUCGCACGGUAACGCCGUGGACCUGGGCCAGAUGUGCAGCUUCUACAUCGGCCUGGGCAACCGCAUCAAGUGCAACAUCUUCUCCUAUGAUUACUCAGGUUACGGGGCCAGUAGCGGGAAACCGUCCGAGAGAAAUCUUUACUCGGACAUUGAUGCGGCGUGGACAGCUCUAAGGACAAGGUAUGCUGUUAGUCCAGAGAACAUCAUUUUGUACGGUCAAAGCAUUGGAACCGUCCCAACAGUGGACCUUGCAUCACGUUAUGAAUGUGCAGCUGUCAUUCUCCAUUCUCCUCUUAUGUCUGGCUUGCGUGUGGCAUUCCCUGAUACCAGGAAAACCUACUGCUUUGAUGCAUUUCCAAGCAUUGACAAGAUAACCAAGGUAUCUUCUCCUGUGCUGGUAAUUCAUGGCACUGCAGAUGAGGUGAUUGAUUUUUCCCAUGGCCUUGCAAUGUAUGAGCAAUGUCCAAGAGCAGUGGAGCCCCUUUGGAUUGAGGGAGCUGGACAUAAUGACAUUGAGCUUUAUGCACAGUAUGUGGAAAGACUGAAACAAUUCAUCGAUCAUGAGAUAUCCAUCUCUUGAGGACAAUUGUAUGGAUAUUUCCUCUGCAAAUGUGAAUGGAAGAACUGAUCUGUGAAGUAAUUUGCACAUGGUUUAACUGGAUAACUAGCUUUCAACAAUACAGAAGCUACCAACUUUCAGGCUGAUUUAUUUGACCCACUGAACAAAAUCUCAGUCUUUUUAUACCAGGAAAACUCAUGUGGCCUAUGUAUCUUGCACAUGAAAUAAUGUUCACCUACUGUAAUUUUGAAAGAGUUUUUGAUGGUUAUCAACCCUGUCGUUUUGUUUCUUGCAUUCCUUAAAGUUGUAGUUGAUUCGUCAGAGGUAUAGAGUUUUUUUUUCUGGCAAAAAUUGUAUGUCUCAAAGACUUUUGAUUUUUGUUUUGGUACAAGUUCAUAAACUGGAUUUUUUUGUAUAAUAUAACAACAUGACAGGUCGUGUGAUUGUGACUUCAUAGAUAAAAUAGCCCUUCAUUGAAGGAUUAGCCCAACCAAGAUGAAGAAUGUGAUUGGAAUGUUUAUCACGUUCUUGAUAUUUCUAACAUUGCCUAAAAGUACUGUACAGUAUUUGUAAAACUCAGUGAAUUUGGAAAGAAAAUUUCCACUUCUUUGUUAAUGAACACAAGUUAUUUUCUAAAUGGUCUUAAUAUUCCAAAAUUUGUGGAGGGUUUUUCCAUGUUAAAGACGUGAAACAAUACCUCAAGUACAUCCCUAAUGGUGCGGAUCAUGGCAUGUAGCCGAAAACAUUUUUUCACCAGUGUGUAAAUUUAUGAACUAUUUUGACUUUUAAAGUUUUGAUGUGUAUUGUUUUUCAGGAUAGGUAAUGUAAUACUUUCGAUUUCAUUCUUCUCUGAAAUUCUGUUCCUAAAAUAACUGAGCUUUGGGUGUAUCUUCAUAAAUUGCAGUGUUUGUAAAUGAUGACUUUCGAGGUUAUAGAAACAUUUUCAGUUUCAAAAAGUGUUGAGAAUAGAUGCGAUAACUGCCUAAUUUGAUAGCUUUAUUCUGUGAAAUGUGUUUGAUUCGUGGAUGUAACUAUUUUUAUUCUACAUUACUUAACAUUCAACUUUUGAAAAAUCUGUUACCAUUUAGAUUUCAUAAAUUUACACAUCUGUAUUUUGUACAGGAACAGAUGUAAUUUGCUAAUUUUAGUUGGAAUAACCAGUGAUUUGAGGUUAUGAUUUUGACACUGGAAUCGCAUUGAAAUAUGCAUAAAUAAUGCAAGACAUUAGGAAUAACACUACUAAAACAAAUCAAAGCCUUAAAUGUACUGUAAGCCUCUAAUUGCUGUAUAUUUGGUUUCAGUAGUUCAUUGUUGUAUGUUGCACAUUAGCAACAAAGAGUAGCAAUGAAGGAUGCAUGGAAUUUAGGAUGAGAGUUUUAAAUUAGAACUGUUGUGUGUAUAGUAAAAAGCAACAGGAAACAAUAUCACACAACUGCAGAAUGUUAUUUGGUGUGAUUAGUCAAAACAUGUGAUUUAAAAUCUGAUUAAACAUUGAAAAUAUUAUGAAAAA
This is a messenger RNA of Carcharodon carcharias (great white shark), 2435 nucleotides long. RefSeq names its product abhydrolase domain containing 17C, depalmitoylase (gene abhd17c). The transcript is spliced from 3 exons. Bases 26 to 946 code for a protein of 306 amino acids. Gene Ontology annotation, cellular component: plasma membrane; endosome membrane. Gene Ontology annotation, biological process: protein depalmitoylation. Gene Ontology annotation, molecular function: palmitoyl-(protein) hydrolase activity. Lineage: Eukaryota; Metazoa; Chordata; Chondrichthyes; Lamniformes; Lamnidae. The record is from RefSeq and is a predicted model, not a curated record.